Messenger RNA from Hibiscus syriacus, 1002 nucleotides. Its product is annotated as carabin-like. The transcript is spliced from 9 exons. Lineage: Eukaryota; Viridiplantae; Streptophyta; Magnoliopsida; Malvales; Malvaceae. Bases 278 to 970 code for a protein of 230 amino acids. The record is from RefSeq and is a predicted model, not a curated record.
AGGUAUGGCAAGCUGUUAUGGGUGUCAAGGCACGACGAGUGGAAAGAUAUUAUGAGGAGUUGCUGGCUCAAGAAAAUGAUGAUCAGCAUAGCAACUCAUCUGGUCUGUUCAGAAAUUGGAGGAAGCAGAUUGAGAAGGAUAUAAUGCGUACUUUUCCUGGUCAUCCAACUUUGAAUAGGGAUUCCUUGAGGCGUUUACUUUUAGCAUAUGCACGACAUAAUCCCUCUGUUGGUUACUGUCAGCCAAUGAAUUUCUUACUGGAUUAUUGUUACUUGUGAUGCCAGAGGAAAGUGCCUUUUGGGCCUUGGUGACUAUUAUUGAUGAUUACUUUGAAGGUUACCAUACAGAGGGAAUGAUAGAAUAUCAGGUUGACCAACUUGUAUUCGAUGAGUUGAUGCAUGGAAGAUAUCCCAAAUUGGUCAAUCAUCUGGAUUACUUGGGAGUGCAGGUGGCAUGGAUAUGCGCACCUUGGUUUCUUUCCAUUUUUAUUAAUACGCUUCCUUGGGAGAGUGUUCUUCGCAUUUGGGAUGUACUUAUAUUUGAAGGAAAUCGUGUUAUGCUAUUUCGUGCUGCCUUAAUUACAACUAAGGAUGCUGGGGAUGCCAUCAAUUUGCUGCAAUCCCUUGUUGUCUCAACAUUUGACAGCAGCCAACUUGUUUUGACUGCCUGCAUGGGGUUUUUGGCUGUGACUGAUGCUAAAUUGCGAAAGCUGAGAGACAAGCUUAGACCAUCUGUGCUACUGGAUGUUGAGGAAAGAACAAAAAGAAGCCGAUUUACGAAAGCUUCAAAAGGACUUGCAUAUACACGGUACUGUGUAAAAAACGAGCGUGGUUCACUAUUGGAAGAAGCUAAGCUUGUUGAAGAUUUAGCUGAUGGAGAUGAACUUAAGUUGGAGUCCCAUUCCUCUUUUCUGGAUCAAUUGCUUUGUAGCUUAAGUGCAGAUUUAGUUGGUUAUCUACCAGAUAUUUAGGAGCAGGCUGACUGGAUGAAGGUCAAGUUGUG